CACUAAAUAGCACUUUUGUUAGGAAAGAAUUCAGAGGACAGAUGGAGAAGUAAGAAGAGAUGAAGAAAGGAGCAGGGGAGAGAAAGGAGGGGGAGACAAAAUGAGAAGAGGGGGGGGGGCUGCAAGGAAAGAGCGAGCAAGACAGGGAGAGAGUUAAGAAAAACUAGAGAGGAUAAGAGGAGAACAGAUGGAGGAGAGGCAAGUAUAGAAGGAUAAAGAAGGGACGAAGAAGGAGAGAGAGGCUGAAAAUCAAAGGCACAGGGUGGAGAGAGAGAAAACAGGGAUCGAGAGGGAAAGAGAGAGAAGUCAACCAUGAAGAGCAGAGACUAGGAGGGAACAGGCUCAGAUAUACGGCAAGUGGAGCAGACAGAAAGUUCUCAGACAGGGGUCUAUGAAUGGAAGGAGGGAGGACGGGGGCCCGUCCCAUUACCAAGGGUGAACGAGAGGGACAAAGAGCAGAGAUAAAUGAGGAACAAAAGAAAGAGACACACUGUUAGAGAGGAAGCAGAGGGAGGGGGACGCCAGCCUUCAACUCCAUAAACUGAGGACAAGAGACACCUCCACGACUACACCCAGACAGGAGAAUGAGGGUAAAUCAAGUCUGCAGGAUACAAAUCCUGGGUUUCGUCCUCAUCGUCCUCAUGGCCAUUGGAUUUACCAUUCAGAUCCUAGGGAUCCACUUUCCGAAGAGGUCCGACCAUAUAUCUCCACCACAAUUUGUAACUUCGGAGCCUGAGGCUUUCUCCCGGACGUGCAAGCCAAAACAGCAUAUCAUGUUCUUGAAGACGCACAAGACGGCUGGGAGCACCAUACUGAACCUUCUGCAUCGUUAUGGUGACCGAAACCGCUUAGCCUUCGCUCUGCCUUUCAAGUAUCAAUUCAAUUACCCAAAUACUUUCCAAUCUCUUCGAGUGAAAGGAUACAAUGCCUCCUCCCGGCCACACUACGACAUCAUGUGCCAUCAUAUGCGCUUUAAUUAUCCCGAGGUUCGGAAAGUGAUGCCUUCAGACUCUUUCUACUUUACCAUUCUUCGGGACCCAGCCACCAUGGCCGAGUCAUCAUUUUCUUAUUAUCGUGCUGUGUCGUCGGCAUUUAAGAAGGCACAAAACUUCAAAGCCUUUAUUAAUCACCCGUCACAUUACUAUCGACAAGGUGAAAGAUCCAACCACUAUGCCCGUAACCCAUUAUGGUUUGAUCUUGGAUUUAACUCUGAUGCUCCAUUUACGGAAAUGUAUGCAAAAGCUGGAAUCCGGGCAGUAAAGGACACGUUUCACUUGGUUCUUUUAGCUGAGCACUUUGAUGAAUCAAUGAUUCUUCUGAAAGAGGAGUUGUGUUGGGACCUUGAUGAUGUAGUGACCUUCAAAAUGAACAGCCGUGGGACCUCAAGAACAUUGGAUCAUGGAGACAUUGAGAAACUGAGGGCAUGGAAUGCUUUAGACUGGAACCUCUACUCUUACUUUAACCGCACGUUCUGGGAUAAAGUGGAACACUUUGGAAAGGUAAAGAUGGACAAUGAGGUCAGAAAGUUGAAGGAAAGGAGACAACAUUUGGCUAAACUUUGUCUUGAGGGUUCAGAACCUGUAGUUGCAGAACAAAUUAAAGAAGAGGCCAUUAAGCCCUUCCAAUUCGGGCAGGAAAAGAUCUUAGGUUGGGCUGUUCGAAAAGAUCUUCCUCCCGAGAUUCGGAAUCGUUGUGUUCGAAUGGUAACUCCAGAGCUUCAGUACAAAGAUCUCUUAGAUGCUCGCCAGUUUCCAGUGAGGGCUUCUAUUGGCUCAGUCCUAGCAGUCACUCCGGCACGGGCUGUAGGUAGAUGAGAAGAUCACUAGUGAUUCGUGUUCUUAGCAAGUUUUUAAUGCACAAAGUUGAAGAUGUUAUUGCUUUAACCUAAUGUGCCUGAAUAAUAUAUGGGAACUAUGUUCUUGCUGUUAACACUACACCAUUAGACUCAACAAGCACUUUAUAGCCCCUGCACUUCCGGCAUGCCUUCUCCAGCCUUAAGACUAGAUAUUGUAGGACAUGCUAAAAGUCUAGCUACAUAGUGCAAUCAAUAUGCUGUUAAUCAUCACUACGGUACUGAUUCUUUAAUACUGCCCCAACUGACUCAGCGCUACCUCUGAAACAUUAAGAGUCUGAUGGGAAUUGGCAAUCAACUAUCUAAGAACAUCUUAAAUAUGAGAAGGAACCCUAACAACUGCCUUCGAGUGAAUGUGAA
This is a messenger RNA of Bufo bufo (common toad), 2212 nucleotides long. RefSeq names its product galactose-3-O-sulfotransferase 4 (gene GAL3ST4). The transcript has 4 exons. The record is from RefSeq and is a predicted model, not a curated record. Gene Ontology annotation, molecular function: galactosylceramide sulfotransferase activity. Gene Ontology annotation, biological process: glycolipid biosynthetic process. Gene Ontology annotation, cellular component: membrane. Lineage: Eukaryota; Metazoa; Chordata; Amphibia; Anura; Bufonidae. The coding region runs from base 585 to 1814 and encodes 409 amino acids.